UUUCCGCUUCCGGCGCGGGGCCCCGCCCCCUCUGCCCCUCGCGGCGUCGCUGGAGGAAGAGGAGGAGGAAGAGGAGGAGGAAGAGGAAGAGCUGCGCCACAGGCGGGGGCGGAUGGGAACGCCCCCCCGCAGGAUGGCGGAAGGCUGGGCCGAGUGCCCGGCGCUGGGCCCGGGAUGGCAGCGCCGCGAAGCUUUUCGGAAAUCCGGGGCCACCAGUGGCCGCAGCGACACCUACUACAGGAGCCCCACAGGGCAGAAGUUCCGCAGUAAGAUCGAGCUGCGGCGGUUCCUGGGGCCCGGGCACGACCUGAGCAACUUCGACUUCAAAUCGGGGCUGCAGCGACCUGGCCCCACCCGGACCAGGAAGAGCCCCAAAUGGCACCUGCCCUCCGGGCGCCUCCCAGAGCCCCCCAAAAUCUUCAAACAGGAGGAGGCGGAGGUGGAGGUGGAGGUGGAGGCCACGCCUCCUUCAGUCGAGGCCACGCCCUCUUCAUCUGUGGUCACGCCCCUUCCGGAGCCACCCCAUCGCAGGACUCGGAAGCGGCCGCCCCUGGAGCCCCCCCAGGAUGGGGUGAUGGCGCUUUGUGCUGGCUGCCAGAGCCUCUUCCCAGGGGUGUCCCUGCCCCCCCAGCGCCGCUGCCGCUGGCUGUGCCCCGACUGCCGUGCCCAGAGACGAGACUUCAACCGUGAGCAGCGAUUCUACAAGCGGGUGGGCUGUGGCACGUGCCAGGCCUGUCGCAUCCCCGAGGACUGCGGCAUCUGCAGCGCCUGUGCCCGCAACCCCCCCGGGGGCCCCUCCGGGCCCGGCCGGACCCCCAAGUGCCUCCUGCGCCGCUGCCUGCGCAUCGUCAAGAAGGGCCUGGGCUGCGGCUCCUGCGCCGGCUGCCUGAGCACCGAGGACUGCGGCAGCUGCUGCAUCUGCCUGCGGCGCCUGCAGCCCGGCCUCAAGCGCCAGUGGCGCUGCCUGCGGCGCCGCUGCCUGCGCCCCAAGAAAGCCAGGGUGGCCAAGAAGCCUCAGAGCCCCCGGCCCCUGACCGAGAAGUGGAAGCCUCUCGUGGAGCGGGAGCCCAGCGACGCCUCCAGCGCCAGGCACAGAAAGCUGCUGACCAAUGGCAAGGAGAAGAAGAAGCCGGGGCGACCCCCGAAGGCCCCUGGGCCCCGCGGGCGGGGGGUGCGGAGCCGGGCCAGCCGGCGCUGCGGGGUGUGCGCAGCCUGCCGGCGCCCGGCCGACUGCGGCCGCUGCGACUUCUGCCGGGACAAGCCCAAAUUCGGGGGGCAGAACCUCAAGCGCCAGAAGUGCCGCUGGAGGCAGUGCCUGCGCUGUGCCAUGGAGAAGGAGGAGCCUCUGGGGGGUGCUGAGAACGGUUCCAGGCCCCUCCCGGGCCCCCCCCUGCGCCUCUGCCCCAUCAAGGAGGAAACAGGACCCCUCCCCCGCCUCGAGGUGAGACCCCCCGGCUGCCUGGGACCCUCCCUGGACACCUGGGACCCCCCCGUGACCCCCCCUGCCCCCCAGGACCCUCGCCUGGGGCUCCUCAUCGCCUCGGCCCCCCGCCUCAAAGGGGCCCCCCCGGAGCCCAGCGUCGCUCCCCAAAGGCCCCCCCCGGGGGAUUUGGGGGUCCUGAUCGCCGCCACCCCCCCGCGUGAAGCAGGAGCAGCCCCAGCCCAGUGCGUCCCUGGUGCCGGUAAGGGGGGGAACCCUGGGCCCUUCCCGCUGCCCCCCGCUCCCCAGCUCUGGCCCGGCUCCUUCCUGGAGGAACUGGCCGAGAUCCCCCUCCCGGCUCACUGGGGGGUCGUGGGGGCUGACGGUGGUCCCGGGCCGUGCCCGGCGCGGGGGCUGCGCCUCGUGCAGCGCUGCCCCCGCUCCUCCAUGGCCGCGGCCGCCGUGCUGCUCAACCCGGGCUUGGCCUUCCGCGUCCUGGUGGCCCGCGGCCGCCCGGUGCCCCCCGGGCACGAGGUGCUGGCCCGGCGCCCCCCCCUGCGCUCCGUGCUGGACCUGGUGGAGCUGCUCUGCGACCUCGAGGCCUACGGGCCCUGCCCGGGACCCCCGGGACCCCUGGCCCGGCCCCCUGCCCCCCGCUGCCAUGUCCUGGUGAGGGGGGGGAGGUGCUGCCGGCCCUGCCAGAUGCUGGCGGGGGAGGGGCAUUGAGGGAA
Messenger RNA from Haemorhous mexicanus (house finch), 2151 nucleotides. RefSeq names its product methyl-CpG binding domain protein 1 (gene MBD1). NCBI's taxonomy places the organism in Eukaryota, Metazoa, Chordata, Aves, Passeriformes, Fringillidae. The record is from RefSeq and is a predicted model, not a curated record. Gene Ontology annotation, molecular function: zinc ion binding; DNA binding. The transcript has 16 exons. Bases 113 to 2146 code for a protein of 677 amino acids.